ACAGGGCUUUUGGCCAUUGAUGAUACGGGUUAAGGAUAGACACGGAUUGUGCCUCUGGGCAGAAAAACGCAUGAGCUCUGGGCGUCGCUUGCUUGUAGUUCCUCGUCGGGUCUCUAGUCCAACACCUUGGGGGGAGCAGCUCAAGUCCCCGCCACGCCGCCAACAAAUUCCUGAGCUGCUCGGCCUCCCCAGCUGAUAACCAUCCUAUGCUAUUCUGUACAAGAUGGCGGUUUCGGGCACGGAAAAAAACGGAGUUAAUACGGAAGAUGAACAUCUGAACAACUCACUGAGCAACCCUGGUCUGAUUUCUCCCGACAAAGAAGACAUGACACGGUUGCUGACUGUUCCGUUCAGCGGCCGUAUCAGAGGGGGCAUGAAGCCGGGGAAGAAGAUCAUUGUCAUGGGCAUUGUGGAUCCUGACCCCGAAAGCUUCUGCAUCAGCCUGACGUGUGGGCGUGGCUCGGAGGCGGGGCCUCCCCCAGAUGUAGCCCUGGAGCUGUGUGCCUGCUUCGCCGAUAGGCAGUUCCUGCGCCGGGCGUGUGUCUCUGGCGUGUGGGGCGAGGAGGAAGCAGCCAUCGCCUACUUCCCUUUCAUACAGGACCAGCCCUUCCGGAUCGAGGUUCACUGUGAGCACCAGCGCUUCCGCGUCUUCGUGGACGGACACCAACUCUUCGACUUCUACCAUCGCGUGGCCUCCCUCCUGACCAUCGACACCGUGACGAUACGUGGGAGUUUGCAGAUCACCAAGCUGGGAUAACCCUGCGUUCGGAGCACGCCGGGGGCGAGGUGGGGAGUUUGGGGGGGAGGGGGGUGUCCUCUCACUCCGAGUCUGUUGGACCUGCCGGAGCAUCAACCGUGGUGCCGAGACUGACCCCCCCCUCCUCCCUGACUACGCUGCACCUCUCACGCUCUCUCACGCCAAGGUGGACCUACGAAAUCCGCCGCUCGAUGUUCUCACCCGAGGGGUGGGGGGGAGAAUUCACACAAGUGCGUCUCGGUCGGUCGUACGAAUAAACAAUAAACAAAAUUAAACUUAGUGAGUCUUGACACGAUGUAUCGUGUGCUAUGUCAUGUCGUCCCGUCGGAGAGCUUCCCUGUGGAAAAACGACCUUGAAAAAUUACCUGGAAGUGCAUAUAUUAAUGAUUUUUUGUUGAAUUAAUAAAUCUAUAAACUCUCAGGAAACAGCUAAAACUGCUUUGUAACAUGCAUUAAUAAGAUUUUCAGAGGAAGAUAGGAGCGUCAAAGGGAAACGACACUGCAACAGCAUGGGAUGAUUUGGGGAAUUCUGUCUCACUACAUGGGCAUUUUAAGCUAUGAAAUUUGAGGGCUGCCGGACCGACGGUUGGUCAGGUGACUAAGGCACUUCCAGGUCAGAGUUUUGUAAAUACGGAGUUUGUGAAAUACGUGUUCGCCACGUCCGUUUGACGUAGCGAGCGACGCAGGGUUAGUGCGUGCUAACACAGGCAGAAUUUGUUCAGGGGUAAUAACAGAGGUGACUGGUUGACUUUGCCUGGUGGGGGGGGGGGGAUCUGCAGUGGGGGCCACGCUGAACAUUUCAAGUCAGGCGUUCAUGAAGACGCGAGUCGCUCAACAGCUGCCUCAUGUCUGACGGCCAUCCUGUUCCCUCCAAGACGUGCAGGGACAGGACAACAAUAUGCAAUUUCGAACACCUACAAACAAACGUCCCUGUGACGGGAUGCACCCUAUGACAGUUGUUACCUUUCUGAACUGCCUGAAUGUAAAACAUUUGAAUAAAUAUUUUUAAAAACAAACCACAGUAGCUAGCAAAAAUUUAAUAAUUCUGUCACGGCUUUUGAGUAGAACGUAGCAGGCUGCAAAUCACGACAAUAACCGUAGCGUCUUGGUAAUUUUUCCCAUUCUUUGCUCGACAAAGAAUUAUAACCCAUUACCGUAUUUAUUUUUAGCAGCGUAGCAACCAGUUGUGAUAUGCUUUUGAUUUUGUUUCUUACCACGAAGAAACACAGUAGUCUUUUAUUGCCGCUUAUACUCGCAUUACUGUUAGAGGUUAGUGACAGUGACAUAGUAGAUAGAGCUGGGCUGUUAAUUUGUUUGUGUAGUGCGUGCGGUUUUGUAGGUAUGGAACUUAGUGAAGGCAACCGAUCGGCUCGUGUUUUCUCUGCGUGCUGCGGCGGCGUCUGAAGCUUUUCGCCACGCGCCGCCCGUCCUUCACCAGCACUCCUGUGGAUCGCCAUGUUCAGCUUCCCCUAGGCGCCGCCUCGAUGAAGGAUUUGUCUUUUUUUGCGCACUAACAUGUCAGAUGCUGAGAGCUCUGGGUCCACCUCCAGUUUGAGGUGGAGCUAUUGACGUGGAGGGCGAUUAAUGUUUACACCCCAGGUGGAGAAUCAGGUUCAUUAGCCACACCAGUAUAAUUAUACUGUGCCGUGGUCCCUUUUCCAGUGUUCCAAGACUCCACUUUCUUCUAACUGAGCUUGAUUUAAUUUGUUUUGGCCAGUGAACAGUAAGCCACAAUGCAUUAUAUAUUAAUUCCUAAAAUAGAUCAGUUCGGUUAUAGUGCAGCUUGGAAUCUGGAGAUGUUACAUGAGAGCUGAUGAGACAAAUAUGUCCACUUUGCACAUCUGCACUGGGGACGGGGGAGGUCCAGUCCAUCCCCAGAAUGGUUUAGGAAGGACUGAUUAAUACUGGAAGACUUCCAGUGCUCGAAGGCAUUAUGAAGGUGUACAAAAAGCUGCUUCAACAUGCAUUCAGAACUACAUUAAACCUGAAGCAUGUGUCUUAAGCACUGACCAAAUCUAGCUACUAAAGUACAAAAGUUGGAUGCUGUAUAUGGCACUAUUAAUUCCAGAUUAGUGACAUGUGUGUUAGUUUUCCUUGUUGAAUAAUUCUGUUAAACCCAUUUCAGAUCAUUUUAGACAAUUUUACACUAAUUUAUUGACUUUUGAAAAGACUCUUGAUGUAAGGUCAAGCAGCCCUAUUUCUCCUGGCCUCAUAUGCAAGUUCUGCUUACAUCUGUUUUCAAAUGCUUCCAAUAAAAAAAGACUGAGGGAUUAUGAUGAGGGAAAUGCUGAAUUGCAGUGCUGCUGAAACCGUUAACUGUCUGGCUCUGAAAGGGGGUGUUCAGACGGACGUCGCCGUUUCCUGAUUGAGACCAAACCUUGCCCUGGCCGUCUCCUUGGACACGCUGUUCGAAUGCUAAGCAGGGUUACAGACUGACGGCAUCAGCGUGGUGUUUUGUACCGAGCGUGCUUCAUAAUUGGACAAUGGUGUACUGUGUUCCCCAAAAGAUUUUUUUUUUUUUAAACAAUGGUGUUUUUCCCUGCUCUGUAAACAGGUCCAACACACAUGUUAAGACCAAAAUCCUUUUUUUUAUUUAAGAACGUGUACUUCAAGGGUACAAUGUAAGCAUCACCCUGUGUUAUUGUCAUUUGUUAUUGUCACUUGUCUGCUUGUUUAUGAGAAGUUUUAUAUAAUCACUGCAUCAUCUGUGAUAUCUUAACUAGACUGUGUAGCGUUCACAAUUUUUUUUUCUAUGUUUUGUUCGGAGUCUAUGGUUGUUGUAAUUAUUGAGUUUGCAGUUUUAUCAUAGCUAAUCCAUAUUGUCUUGAUGUCAUUUUAAAAAAGUAAUUGUUUCUGGACAACAUGAAGAACACCUUCCCAGGGCUAGUAGUAAUUCUUACUUUUGUACACGAGACCACAGAAAUCAGGCAUCCAGGUUUUCUGUGCGAAAAGUGUGUGCAGCUAUCCUGCCUCAUCUUCUGCUUGUGUGACAGCAGAAUCCUGAUCGAUCCUGAUCAAUCCUGAAAGAUCUGACUUUUAGCCCUACAUAACUUCCUCAGUCUUACAUCAUCUAAAUGAAGGAGAAGUCCAUAUUUCUGAAAGAAACCCUUUUGAGAAUGUCUGUGUUGGUGAGGUUCAUAUUGCGUUGAAAUGUUUUUUUUCCCUCUUCGAAUUUAUUUAUGAACUAAUAAACAUAUCAAGUG
Messenger RNA from Paramormyrops kingsleyae, 3960 nucleotides. RefSeq names its product lectin, galactoside-binding-like b (gene lgalslb). The record is from RefSeq and is a predicted model, not a curated record. Lineage: Eukaryota; Metazoa; Chordata; Actinopteri; Osteoglossiformes; Mormyridae. Gene Ontology annotation, molecular function: carbohydrate binding.